Messenger RNA from Sporisorium graminicola, 1596 nucleotides. RefSeq lists its product as uncharacterized. The record is from RefSeq and is a predicted model, not a curated record. The transcript has 3 exons. The coding region runs from base 1 to 1596 and encodes 531 amino acids. Lineage: Eukaryota; Fungi; Basidiomycota; Ustilaginomycetes; Ustilaginales; Ustilaginaceae. Gene Ontology annotation, molecular function: acyltransferase activity, transferring groups other than amino-acyl groups.
AUGAAGCGAAAAGCAGACACAGUGUUGCCGGGCUACGAGGCCGUACCGUUGCACGUAUACGACAGCACGCUUGGCAACACGGACAUCUUGACUCGCAUUGGGUUGGUGUUUCCGAGUGCGCUGUCGCUAGAGCGAUUGCAAGACUCGUGGUUCGAGCUGGUGCGCGCCUGGCCGAUCCUGGCAGCACGCGUCCGCCCUACACCCUCGACGCCCUCGGGGCUUUCAUACUUCGUGCCCACGGAGGCCACGCUCGCAGCGCUCGAAGCGCGCUCCCGCAGUGCGCACAGCAAGCCGCUCGACAAACACAUUGCGCUCGUCGAUGCCUCGCCACGCACCAUCUCGACGUUCCACGCGAUUGCGGGGCGCUCGGUGCAUGCGCAGCUCGAUGCGCACCAGGUGAGCAUCGGCGAGGCACCGGAUACCCGGGAGCGCGAUGCCAUGACGUGCUGCAAUGCGUGCACCUCGUGGAAGCAGCUGCUGGUGACGGACCAGGCCUACGUCACGGCCCAGGCGACCAAGUGGGCGGAUGCGACCAGCGUGACCAUCAGCUUCAGCCACAUUGCCGGCGAUGCAUUUUCCAUCAAGAACAUCCUCGAGGCGUGGCAGCGCACGCUCAACGGCCAGCUCCCCGAGCCGCUGCAGGACCUGGGCAAGGAUCCGUUUAUCAAGCUCCUCCCGCAAAAGGGCGACGCGGAAGAGCUGCCGCUCGGCUGGACCAAGCUCGGCCUGGUGCGCACGCUCAAGCUGCUGACCAGCUUUGCGUGGGACCUCAAAGUGCGGCGGCCCGAAAGCUCGUUCCGGCAGUACUACGUCUACAUGCCGCAGGCCCAGGUCGACGCACUCAUGCAGCAGGCCCGUCGGGACCUCGAGCAGCUCGCCACCGCCGAAGCCGCCGUCGCCGCCGACGCCGAGUCUGAGUCAAAGGAGGAAAAGAACACUUCCGCUGCCUCGCCACGCGACUACACGGUGAGCACGUUCAACGUGCUCUUUGCCUGGCUGCUCCAAAACGUCCACGCUGCCUUCCCGAAGCAGGCCAAGAUGAGCCACGCGCUGGCCGUUGUCAACCCGAAAUUGCGCCCGCCGCUCGGCCAUGUCGAGGGCGAUUACCCGGCGCACCCGCUCUGGGGCGGCGCAUUCGCUGCCGUCAUCCGCGAGCUCUCGGCACACGAUUACGCCACGCUCCCCAUCGGCCAAGUGGCCCUGCAUAUCAGAGAGAGCCUCAAGGAGCAGGUCACCCCGCGCAACAUACGCAACAACCUCGUCCUGCUCCUCCGCCACACCAUGUGGAAAAAGCCCAGCGGCAAGGUCUUCUUCUGGACCAAGAACACGUCCAACUACUGGUUCGGCACCACCGAGUGGAGGAGCGUCAAGUUUGCCGAGCUCGAUUUUGGCGCUGCAGCUGAUCCUGGAAACGGGGCAGCGCCGCCCAGCAUCCACCCGGUGGCAAUGUCGGCGGGGAUGGAGCUCCCCACUACCGCGCGCAACCGGUGGGUGAUUUUCGGCGAGGCGGGCAAAGGCGUCUGGUUCUCCGGCGGCAUGACGCCCAAAGAGGCGCGCAACAAGAACGGCUUUGGCAGGUACAUCCUCGUCAAGUAG